UGGGCGUGGGGCGAGGCGGGGCCGGGCCAGCUCCGCUCCUCAUAGCGGCCUCGGGCAGCCCUGGGCCGGCUCCGGCCGACGGACGGACCGACAGACAGACACCGGCACCAUGGCCAUCCCCCUCGUGGAGCUCAGCAACAAGAUGAAGAUACCCGCCCUGGGGCUGGGCACUUGGCAGGCUCCCCCGGGAAAGGUGGAGGAGGUGGUGAAAUUUGCUAUUGGUGCAGGCUACCGCCACUUCGACUGCGCCUAUUUCUACCAGAAUGAAAAUGAAAUAGGGAAUGCAAUCCAGCAGAAGAUCAAGGAGGGAGUUGUGAAACGGGAAGACCUCUUCAUUGUCACUAAGCUGUGGAACACAUUCCACGAGAAGUCCCUGGUUAAGGUAGGAUGCAAGAAGAGCCUUGCUGCACUGCAACUGGACUACCUCGACCUCUACCUGAUGCACUUCCCAAUGGGAUUCAAGGCUGGUGAAGAGCUGCAUCCCGUGGAUGACAAGGGUCACAGUAUUCCCAGUGACACAGAUUUUCUGGACACAUGGGAGGCCAUGGAGGAGCUGGUGGAUGCUGGCCUGGUCAAAGCCAUUGGUGUCUCCAACUUUAACCACGAGCAGAUUGAAAGAAUCUUGAACAAGCCAGGACUGAAGCACAAGCCUGUAAUGGUCCAGGUGGAAUGUCAUCCAUACCUGACCCAGGAAAAGCUGGUCAAGUACUGUAAAUCCAAAGGGCUUGCUGUGACUGCAUACAGUCCCCUGGGCUCUCCAAACCGCCCGUGGGCUAAGCCAGGGGAACCCACGCUGCUGGAUGAUCCCAAGAUUAAGGACAUUGCAGUGAGACACCAUAAAAGCCCUGCCCAGGUCCUGAUCCGCUUUCUGAUCCAAAGAGACAUCAUUGUCAUUCCCAAGUCUGACAAACCACACCGUGUUGAGGAAAACAUGAAGGUGUUCGAUUUUGAACUGUCUAAAAAGGAGAUGGAUGUCAUCCUCACCUUUAACAGGAACUGGAGGGCAGUUCCAGUGCUCCCAGCUGUCAAUCACAAGGACUACCCAUUCAAAGCGGAGUAUUAAAUGCAAGAGGUUUCUGCAAGACCUCCCUCCAUUUAACUCCUCCCAGGCCAGAAGAUGUACUCUGCAGCUUGAUCUUCAUUUCUUCUUCUGUGCUUGAUAAUCGUUAUGAGCAGUUACUUUUCCUCCUUUUUUUUAAGAAGGAAACCACUAAGAAUGCUGUAAGAAUGCAGCAAUAAGGGUGGGGUUUUUGUAAAGAUACUUAGCAGAAAUCUGGUUUUGAUGAGUAGUAAAAAGACAAUGUCUUUUCAUUUCCUUUUUAUCUGGUCUUCCUUAAUUAGAGACAUGUUUAACAAAAAACUACUUACAUGGAGUUUUUUAUAUGUUCCUUCCAGUGUGAUCAGUCAUACUGGCUCAUGAAUCACUGUCAAAGAAUGCUCUAAUUACAUUGCCUUUUCUAUAUUUGUGAUUUUUAUAGAGUGUAUUUCUAAUGCUUUAAUAUCUUAUAUGAAUAAAGUUUUAUUAGCAACAGAA
Messenger RNA from Corvus hawaiiensis (hawaiian crow), 1534 nucleotides. Its product is annotated as aldo-keto reductase family 1 member B1-like. The transcript is spliced from 10 exons. Lineage: Eukaryota; Metazoa; Chordata; Aves; Passeriformes; Corvidae. The record is from RefSeq and is a predicted model, not a curated record. Gene Ontology annotation, cellular component: cytosol. Gene Ontology annotation, molecular function: aldose reductase (NADPH) activity. The coding region runs from base 110 to 1063 and encodes 317 amino acids.